GGGGCCAAAAAUUACGGAGAAAAAAAUGUGACCUUCAAUUUUAGGGUGCAAUGGCCCACGGACCUUCAUCAUCGUCACAUGGCAGUGAUGGCCUCAUGCCUCGAAUCACAGUCCAUGGUCCUGCCUCGCAUGUUGGUGCUGAACGCUCUUCCCUCACUUUUCAUGGGCUCUGAACACUAAACAGUCUCUCAAGUAGGUCCUUAAAAAGAGCCUCCUACCCGCUACUCACACUACUACCAGUCAGUUUAGUUACAAUGUUUUCUUCUGCUAGUUCUUUCCUUUCUCUGUCUUUCUUUAAUUAUCUUCUCCUUUUGCUCCUAUGUUUCCAUCUAGUAAACUCAUCUUCUACACCCACCAAAAUUGGCAAUGGCUACCGUCUCAUCUCCCUUGAAGAAACCCCUGAUGGAGGCAUUGGUGGCCUCCUCCAAGUCAAGGAAAGGAACAACAUCUACGGUCCUGAUAUCCCCCUCUUGCAGCUCUAUGUCAAGCAUGAAACACAAGAUCGUUUAAGGGUCCAUAUUACUGAUGCAGAGAAGCAGAGAUGGGAAGUGCCGUACAAUCUCUUACCAAGAGAGCAAGCACCAGCAAUGAAGCAAACAAUAGGGAGAUCAAGAAAGAACCUAAUAACAACAGUUAAAGAAUACUCAGGCGCUGAGCUAAUUUUUAACUACAUAGCAGACCCUUUUAGUUUUUCUGUUAAGAGAAAAUCAAAUGGGCAGACCCUUUUCAAUUCAAGCUCUGAUGGGUCAAGCUCAUUUGGUGUAAUGGUGUUUAAAGACCAGUACUUGGAGAUAUCCACACAGCUGCCAAAUGAUGCUUCAUUGUAUGGUCUUGGAGAGAACACACAGCCACAUGGCAUUAAGCUAUUCCCUGGGGAUCCAUACACUCUGUAUACAACUGAUAUCUCAGCCAUUAAUCUUAAUGCUGAUUUGUAUGGGUCCCAUCCGGUGUACAUGGAUCUUAGGAACGUCAAGGGUCAGGCUUACGCUCAUGCUGUGCUGUUGUUGAAUAGCAAUGGCAUGGAUGUGUUCUACAGAGGGACUUCUUUGACGUACAAGAUUAUUGGGGGUGUUUUUGACUUCUACUUCUUUUCUGGGCCCUCUCCUCUUGCUGUUGUUGAUCAGUAUACCUCGUUGAUUGGCAGACCAGCUGCAAUGCCUUACUGGGCUUUUGGGUUCCACCAGUGUAGAUGGGGUUACCAUAACCUGUCUGUGGUUGAAGAUGUUGUCGAGAACUACAAAAGGGCUCAAAUCCCGCUUGACGUCAUCUGGAACGAUGAUGAUCACAUGGAUGGCCACAAGGACUUUACCCUCAACCCCAAUAACUAUCCCCGCCCAAAGCUCCUCGCAUUCCUAGAAAAAAUACAUAGCAUUGGGAUGAAGUAUAUUGUCCUUAUUGAUCCUGGAAUUGGUGUGAAUUCCAGUUAUGGUGUGUACCAAAGAGGCAUUGCCAAUGAUGUGUUUAUCAAGUAUCAGGGUGAGCCCUACCUAGCUCAAGUUUGGCCUGGAGCUGUUAACUUUCCUGACUUUCUCAAUCCAAAAACUGUUGAAUGGUGGGGUGAUGAAAUUCGUCGAUUCCAUGAACUCGUCCCUGUCGAUGGUCUUUGGAUUGACAUGAAUGAAGCUUCAAAUUUUUGUUCGGGACUGUGCAAAAUCCCAAAGGACAAGCAGUGUCCAAGUGGAACUGGACCAGGUUGGGACUGUUGCUUGGAUUGCAAAAACAUAACAGAAACAAGAUGGGAUGAUCCGCCUUACAAGAUAAACGCUUCAGGAUUGCAGGUUCCAAUAGGGUACAAAACCAUAGCAACCAGUGCAGUUCACUACAAUGGUGUUUUGGAGUAUGAUGCUCAUAGCAUAUAUGGAUUCUCUCAAGCCAUUGCUACCCACAAGGCCCUUCAAGGCCUUGAAGGCAAGAGGCCAUUUAUAUUAUCACGCUCCACUUAUGUUGGAUCAGGCAAAUAUGCUGCUCACUGGACCGGUGAUAACAAAGGCACUUGGGAGGAUUUGAAAUAUUCUAUUUCUACUAUGAUAAAUUUUGGUAUUUUUGGGGUACCGAUGGUUGGAUCAGAUAUAUGUGGCUUUUAUCCUGCACCCACAGAAGAGCUUUGCAACAGGUGGAUCGAGGUGGGUGCUUUCUAUCCCUUCUCUAGGGAUCAUGCGAACUAUUAUUCCCCAAGGCAGGAGCUUUAUCAAUGGGACUCAGUAGCCAAAUCCGCUAGAAAUGCACUUGGCAUGAGGUAUAAGAUUCUUCCUUAUCUGUACACACUGAAUUACGAGGCUCAUACCACCGGGGCCCCAAUUGCCAGACCACUUUUCUUCUCAUUCCCAGAUUACACUGAAUGUUACGGGUUGAGCACUCAGUUUUUGCUUGGAAGUAGCCUCAUGAUAUCUCCGGUGCUUGAGCAAGGAAAAUCACAGGUUAAAGCACUCUUUCCUCCUGGUAGUUGGUACAACAUGUUCGAUAUGACACAGAGCAUUACAUCAGAAGGAGGGCAGUACGUUACUCUUGAUGCACCCUUGCAUGUAGUUAAUGUGCAUUUGUAUCAAAAUUCAAUCCUACCCAUGCAACAGGGUGGGUUAAUUUCUAAGGAAGCCAGAAUGACACCUUUUACGCUUUUAGUCAGCUUCCCUGCAGGCGCUACUGAUGGAAAAGCCGCAGGGAAACUUUUCCUUGAUGACGAUGAGCUCCAAGAAAUGAAACUGGGAAGCGGAUCUGCAACAUAUGUAGAUUUCUAUGCAACUGUAAGUGAAGGAACUGUAAAAUUGUGGUCAGAAGUUCAGGAGAGCAAGUUUGCUUUGGACAAGGGUUGGAAAAUUAUCAAGGUAACAGUGUUGGGAUUGGGUGGAAGCGGAGCACCAUCUUCCCUGGAGUUUGAUGGGAAGCCAGUGACUGGUGCUUCAAACAUCGAGUUAAGCUCAUUAGAGCAGACAUAUAUUACGAACCUAGAAGUUGGUGAUGCAAAGAAGAAGAUAAUGAUGGUAGAAGUUGAUGGUUUAGAAAUUCCUGUUGGCAAAAACUUUGCUGUGUCCUGGAAAAUGGGGGUCAGUGGUUGAGCAUUCAAAAGGUUCAUUACAUGUAUUUCGGAUUACGUAUUGAAUUACAUGUAUUUCGGAUUACGUAUUGAAAUGGUAAUAUUCCAUCUAAUUAGAUUGUUGAUGCA
Molecule: messenger RNA, 3160 nt
Organism: Populus nigra (black poplar)
Lineage: Eukaryota; Viridiplantae; Streptophyta; Magnoliopsida; Malpighiales; Salicaceae
Product: alpha-xylosidase 1-like
Exons: 3
Coding region: 255-3053 (932 amino acids)
Biological process (GO): carbohydrate metabolic process
Molecular function (GO): carbohydrate binding; hydrolase activity, hydrolyzing O-glycosyl compounds
Source: RefSeq, a predicted model, not a curated record